This is a messenger RNA of Peniophora sp. CBMAI 1063, 4245 nucleotides long. NCBI's taxonomy places the organism in Eukaryota, Fungi, Basidiomycota, Agaricomycetes, Russulales, Peniophoraceae. The record is from the annotation of a GenBank genome assembly.
AUGGACUACAACGCUCGCCCGCCACGGGCCCCGCGGCCGACAUACCCGCACGGCCAGAACUCGGACCCGCCAUCGUACCCCGACCAACAGGCCCAGCGGCCAUCUCCACAACCCUACACGGCGGGCAGACAUGCCGGCGGCCAAAUAUCCUUCCAGUCCACCGAGCGGCCCGAUCGCAGCCAGCCGUACCGCAACAUCGCCUCUCCCACGAACGAUCCCGAGCUCGGCGGCGCUGCAGGCGCCGACAUGUACCGCAAGAAGUCGCUCGUCAGGCCGGACCGCGAGAAGAUCGAACCUGGCCAUCGCCAAUGGCACUACCGCCACCACGCAGCUGAGCUCGAGCAGAACAACGCAAACCUCGUGCACCCCUCCACCACGGGCAACGCGCCGCAACGCGAAGGUCUCAGACGCGGGCGCUCCCUGCUCGCGCGCGAGGAAGACGUGCAGGAGUCCGGCCUCGCCCUCUUCAAGCGCGGAACCACCCUUCGCCGUAAACGGAAGGAGGCAGAGGCGCCCGUCGUCCCAGACAAGUCCGCCCGCAGAGGCUGCUGGUCCCAUAUACCCGGCCCCGUAGACGGCUGGGUCAUCUACUGCUAUCUCUCCACAAUAUUCGUGCCAUCCGCCGCCCUCAGCUGCUGCGGCAUGCGGACCAAGGAGCAACAACGUGCUUGGAGGGAGAAAAUGGGUCUCAUCUGGGUCAUCGUCGUUCUCAUGGCCGGCGUCGGCUUCCUCACCUUUGGCUUCACAAAGGCAGUCUGUAACACCACAACAACCCGUUUCUACGCCGGUUCGAUCGACACCGGCUCGGUCGUCAUCCACGGUUACGCUUACAACUUCGACAAGUUCAACCAUCCCAAGGUUGGCUCGUUCGACGGUACUCAGAACCCGCUCUACGUCGGAAACUGGGAUGUCGCCGGCAACGAUAUCUCGUUCAUGUUCCAGAACGUCGGCGAUAGCUGUCAAGGCCUCAUCAAGAAGGCCUCCGGCUCCAGCCUGCCCGACGGCAGCACCGACUCGCCCGGAUACUACUUCCCUUGCAACGUUAUCCCCCAGAACAGCACGUCCAAGGUCAAUCAAACGGCUUACACCUCCGAUGAUAACUGCCAUUUGUCAUCCACGGCUCGUAGCGACCUGGCCAAGAUGUCCCCCUCUGGCCAAGUUUACUACUCCUGGGAUAACGUCCGCGAUACUAGCCGGAAUCUCGCUGUCUUCGAAUCCGCGGUACUCAACUUUGAUCUGCUCAACUGGCUCGACACAUCUCAAGUCACUUACCCCGCAUUCUGGGACGAGCUCAAGUCCGGGAACGGUACCUACAAUACCAAGGAUCUGUCUAUGGCCCUCAUGCGUCUCGGUGAUCGCAACAUGGGUCACUGUCUCGAGCAGAUCAUCGGCGUCGGCUUCAUCGAUACCGACACGAUUGGCUGUGUCGCGUCGCAAGUCGUACUCGUCGUAUCGCUCGUCUUCAUCAUCGGUGUCGUUGCCAUCCGUUUCUUCAUGGCCGUCAUCUUCGCCUGGUUCUUCGCCCACAAGAUCGGCGCCUUUGACAACGAGACGCGCGAGCAGCGGAACAAGCGCAUGAACCAAAUCGAGAACUGGUCCAACGACAUCUACCGUCCUGCGCCGACCGAGUACCGUCCGAGCGUAGCUAAGAAUGGCGUCGCAGCUGUCAACAAGGCCCCGAAGAAGACGUUCCUUCCCUCGCAGUCGCGUUUCACGCCUUCGGAUCAACUGCUCAAGGGCAUGGGCGGCCGUCCUACGACGACAUAUGGCCAACUUGCGGAUCCGCCGCACAAGCGCGGUGCUGCUUUGAGUGUGUACGGCGCACCGAGUGUCAGCGGCAAGAGCGGGCGUACUACCGGAUUCGAUCUCCCGUACAGAGACUCGCGGUCAUCUACGAGCGUGAACGGCUUUGACGGUCAACCUUGUCCCUGGCCGCUCAACAAUGUCGUACCUCAGCCGGCUGCGGACUACGAGCCCUUCGGAUACCCUCUUGCGCACACAAUCUGUCUCGUCACCGCGUACUCCGAGUCCGUCGAAGGUCUCCGCACGACGCUCGAUUCGCUUGCCACGACCGACUACCCGAACAGCCACAAGCUCAUCCUCGUCAUUGCAGACGGUAUGGUCAAGGGUGCCGGCAACUCCAAGACGACGCCCGAGAUCUGUUUGGAGAUGAUGAAGGACUUCGUGAUCGAGCCGGAGGACGUCGAAGCGCACUCGUACGUCGCUAUCGCGGACGGUCAUAAGCGACACAACAUGGCGAAGGUCUACGCUGGAUUCUACGACUACGACAGCAGCACGGUCGAGCGAAGCAAGCAACAACGCGUGCCGAUGGUUCUAGUCGCGAAGACGGGGAAUCCGCUUGAGCAGGGCGACGCGAAGCCAGGCAACCGCGGCAAGCGCGACAGUCAGAUCGUGCUUAUGGCUUUCUUGCAACGCGUGAUGUUCGACGAGCGCAUGACGACAUUUGAGUACGAGUUCUUCAACUCGAUCUGGAGGUGUACGGGCGUUUCGCCGGAUCGCUACGAGAUCGUGUUGUGUGUGGACGCAGACACGAAGGUCUUCCCGGAUUCGAUCAGUCGGAUGGUUGCGGCUAUGGUGCAGGAUGAGGAGGUGAUGGGCCUGUGCGGCGAGACUAAGAUUGCGAACAAGGGCGAGACGUGGGUUACGAUGAUCCAAGUCUUCGAGUACUGCAUUUCUCACCACAUGACCAAGGCCUUCGAGUCUAUGUUCGGCGGUGUGACAUGUUUGCCCGGUUGCUUCAGCAUGUACCGCAUCAAGGCGCCCAAAGGUCAAUCCGGUUACUGGGUCCCCAUCCUCGCAAACCCGGACAUUGUCGAGCACUACUCGGAGAACGUCGUCAACACGCUGCACAAGAAGAACUUGCUUCUGCUUGGAGAGGAUCGUUACCUCACGACACUGUUGCUCAAGACCUUCCCUAAGCGCAAGAACAUCUUCGUCCCCUCGGCCGUCUGCAAGACUAUUGUCCCCGAUACCUUCCGUGUACUCCUCUCGCAACGUCGUCGCUGGAUCAACUCGACCGUGCACAACCUCUUCGAGCUGGUUCUUGUCCGCGACUUGUGCGGCACGUUCUGCUUCAGUAUGCAGUUCGUCGUCGCUAUGGAGUUGGCUGGUACACUCGUUCUUCCCGCCGCCAUCUCGUUCACUCUUUACCUCAUCAUCGACGCUGCCAUCCCCGGCGGACCGAACGACGCUAUCCCCCUCGCACUGCUCGCCGUCGUCCUGGGUCUACCCGGUAUCCUCAUUGUCCUGACGUUGCGCAAGCUUUCCUACGUCGGCUGGAUGUUCGUCUACCUGCUCUCCCUUCCCGUAUGGAACGGCAUCCUCCCCGCCUACGCUUACUGGCACUUCGACGACUUCUCAUGGGGUGCCACGCGUGCUGUCUCCGGCGAGAAGAAGGGCGAGGGCCACGGUGACAAGGAGGGCGAGUUCGACUCUACCAACAUCGUCAUGAAGCGCUGGGCCGAAUUCGAACGUGAGAGGCGAUGGAAGAGCGGGAUGCAGAGCCGGGACUCGUACGGUGGUUGGGACAGCAAGAACAAGCGCUACUCGCUUGUCUCAAGCUCAGAUGUCGCCACCAGCCAGAACUACGACAACUCGACGACGGACAGCAGCUAUGUUCCCGCCGUACCACGCGGACGCGCUGACUCCAAUCAACUACUGUCGCUCCCUGCGCCGCUCGGCUUGCGCGCAUCGCCGAACUCAGGCUUGAGCACGUCACCCGCGCGCUCUUCUGAGGACGUUUAUAGCGAGAGCUCCUCCGGCGCACAUCAGCGCUUGAUCUCUUCGCCAUCCUCACCCGACGUAUACUCGGACGAGCCCAGUCAUGGAUACCAACCUCAAUCACAACGUACAUUGGAAGCACACGUCUCGCGCACGGGCAAUUCUAUCCGCGCUGGCGCGAUGUCGGCGUAUCCUGAGGCUCAACACGCGCAACCCGCCUACGCCGCUCACACCGGCUACGUUGCUGAGCCGGACGAGUUCUCACCUGUGCGCCACGCACCGCCUCAAAUCCCACAACAACAGCGCGGCGUAAGUCUGUCAGACUCCGGACCCGUACCACCGCCUGGUGGCGAGGGCGUACGCCGUGUGGCGAGGCCGAGGAGGCAAAGCACUACGCCCGCCAAUGCUACCAGCCCGCAGAACCGGUACAGCCGGACGUCGACGUAUGGCUUGCCGCCCGGUGCUGCGCCGCCUGGGCAGUACGGGAGCGGUGGUGGGUACUAG